Penaeus monodon (black tiger shrimp) is the source of this 846-nucleotide messenger RNA. Its product is annotated as myosin light chain kinase, smooth muscle-like. Gene Ontology annotation, biological process: homophilic cell-cell adhesion. The record is from RefSeq and is a predicted model, not a curated record. The coding region runs from base 1 to 846 and encodes 281 amino acids. Gene Ontology annotation, cellular component: plasma membrane. NCBI's taxonomy places the organism in Eukaryota, Metazoa, Arthropoda, Malacostraca, Decapoda, Penaeidae. The transcript is spliced from 8 exons.
AUGGACGCACCGGAAAACAUCCUGACGGAGGAACAAGUGAACGCCGACAGAGGAACGAAGGUCACCCUCCAGUGCUCUGCCGAAGGAAACCCGACACCGAAGCUCACCUGGUCGAGGAAACCCCCAACGCCUAAUAGCGUCUGUCUCAUCGACAUCGAAAUCAGCACGGAGAGGACCUUUCCCGCACGCGAGGACAUGUACAGCGAAGCAGCCGCCGGGAGACGACUUCGUGUUAUCACUGCUUUAAGAACCCUCAGCACAGGGGAGCUUUGCUUGGCAUUCAUAGACAUGGCGGUCACCAGAGAAAGAGUGGAGAACAGUAGUCGCCGCACCGAAAGCAAAUGCCUCCCACAUGCCUUUGCAUUUGUAAGCUAUCCUUCUGAGAGAAUUAUUGAUAUCCUUGAUGAACACAAUAUGCCAUUACAUGUUGAUAAAGUAAAUGAAGUCUCUAAAGCAAAACUCAUUAGCAAACACGAUAGUCGUAAAACAGAAGAGUCCACUCAAAACGAAAGCACCGAGCAGAUUAUCAGCAAGGGCGUGGGCGUGGCCAAGCUGAGCAUCGGGAGUGCGUCGAGGGCGGACACGGGCGUCUAUCUCUGUCGGGCGUCGAACCUGGUGGGCGUCUCAGAGCCUGCCGCCACGCGCGUCGUUGUGACUCAGAAGGUGAUGUCAGCCAACGACGUGGGCGGAUCCCGUGAAACGUGGGCGGUUUUAGGCGGCAUUGGGCGGCUGGAGUGCUACGUGCGGGCGGCACCUCAGCCCAGUUUCGUGUGGAGUCGGAAUGACGGGUUGACUCUCCUCAACAGCGGGAAGUACACCAUCCACGAGACGAAGAACCUUGACUGA